UUCAGCGAGUGCUGGAGAGAGCGCACACAGACGGGACAGUCAGUGAGAGACACUCAGUGCCGCAGUAGUUCACUACUCACGUCAAAUGGCAGGACUGACUCGUACGGCAAAUUAAGAGAACUCACCGAAUCAGACCGAUCAAUCUAUGCAGCAACAGCAUGACUCGCACUGUUUCGCUUUAAAGGAAAAGGAAAAGGUUGUGCAGAAGACAGCAGCAAAUUGGCUUUGGUCUACAGUUUAAAUAUUGUUUGAAUCUGUUGAUCAACCCGCUUUGCUUUUCUUCCCUGUGAGUUGAGGAUUUUGUAUUGGAUGCAAGUAGAAUAGAUAGCUACUAAACUUUAAGAUGGAAGAAGACAUUAAGUGGAGAGACGCUUCUCAGUCAAGUAAGGAGAGGACUUGUGGCGAGCAUCCUUGCAAGAAACGGUUUUGGACAAAUUGGAAAGACUUGUAUGGAAUGGCAUUCUGCACCGCUUUGUCUUUAAUAUCGCUUGGAAUUUGGAUUUUGGUUUACCUGAAGACGUCGGAGCUGCAGUCCAGGGUAUACAGCCUAGAGAAGCAGAGAGACCCCCCGCUCUCGGGUUGGAUCGCACUCGAACAGGUGGAGCCCGUUCUCUUAAGUCGUCUGGAUAAGAUUUUAGAAGAGAAACUAGCAGCUCGUCUACCGAAGAUUCGAGAGACCCGUGAAGCGUCCCAUAACUGCCUGUGUCCGCCAGGACCUCCUGGUCCGCCUGGACGAGCUGGCUUUCCGGGAGACAAAGGAGCAAUGGGCAUUCCUGGAAGAAUGGGCUUAAAGGGAUACACGGGGGAGAAGGGAGCCCCAGGGGAACCAGGUUUGUCAAUCAUUGGACCGCGAGGACCUCCUGGACAGCCAGGGACAAGAGGAUUUCCAGGUUUUCCGGGGCCGAUUGGUUUGGACGGGAAGCCUGGACAAAAUGGUCUGAAAGGUGAUAUGGGACCUCGUGGCCCUAAAGGAGCCCCAGGUGAACCAGGUCCUAAAGGAGAAAAGGGUGUUUGUGGUGACUACACGCAUCGGGGACACCCACUGAAAACUCUGGCUGCGUUACGCUCCAGUCAGGCUCUGAUGUUUAAGCAGGGCGAACCAGGAGCUCAAGGACCACCUGGCCCUCCUGGCCCCCCGGGGCCUCCCGGAACCCCAGGUCUAAAUGGUGCCAGUGGACCGCCGGGUAAACCUGGAGAGCCAGGGAAGCCUGGGAAAGAUCCAAAGAUGUUACCAGGGCUGAAGGGAGAGCCAGGCACGCCCGGCCAGAAGGGUGAUCGUGGAGACAUGGGCCUACGUGGACCAGAGGGUCCCAAGGGAGAUGAAGGCCUGAAGGGUGAAAAGGGAGAACCUAGUGCUGCAGGAACUGGCAUUAAAGGAGAACCAGGCACCCCGGGACUGCCAGGACCAGCUGGACCCAAGGGCGAAAAAGGCGAUCAAGGAAUUAAGGGAGAUGCUGGACCCGAAGGCCCAUCUGGACCAAGAGGUCCCCCAGGUCCAAUGGGAGAACCAGGAAAAACAUUAGUCAACAACAACGAAAAUGACAUCCGCAACGUUCAUUUAAUGCAGGGCCCACCUGGUCUUCCUGGCCCCCCUGGGCCUCCAGGCACUAAGGGUGAGGUUGGUCUGCCAGGUCCCCCUGGUCUUGAUGGGGAAAAGGGUCCUAGAGGGAAACCAGGAGAGCAAGGGCCUGUUGGACCCCCUGGUCCUGAGGGGCCAAGAGGAGAAGGAGGAGUCAUGGGUUUCCCAGGGCCAAAAGGAGAUAAGGGGGACAUGGGCCCUUCAGGAUCACCUGGUUUAGAUGGCCCUACUGGUGAAAAGGGGGACACAGGCCCCCCAGGUCCUAUUGGAUUACCAGGCUCAAUGGGUCAGAAAGGUGAACCAGGCGAGAAGGGUGAAAAAUCAGAUCUGGUGUAUGGGCCUCCAGGACCUCCAGGACCCCAGGGGCCAGUAGGGCCAAUGGGACCUCCUGGACUGUCAGGGUCAAAGGGAGAACCAGGGGUGGGUGUCAAAGGAGAAAAAGGAGCAUCUGGCCAGAAGGGAGAUAAAGGAGACAGGGGCCAUCUUGGACUUCCUGGUCUGAUAGGACCAGCUGGUGUACCUGGCCCAGCAGGACCAAAAGGAGAAAGGGGGGAGAAAGGAGAUAUGGGGGCACCAGGACCAAUUGGGCCUCAAGGCAUCCCUGGUUUAGUAGGACCACCAGGAUUUAAAGGAAAUCGGGGGGAGAGGGGCAAGAGAGGCAACAGGGGGCCGAAAGGGGAUAAGGGAGACCAAGGAGCCCCAGGAUUAGAUGCCCCUUGUCCGUUGGGCGAGGAUGGUCUACCAGUAUCAGGCUGCUGGAAUAAAUGACGUUAAUUCCGGAAUGCUCUGUUUGUUUGUA
This is a messenger RNA of Chanos chanos (milkfish), 2378 nucleotides long. RefSeq names its product collagen, type XIII, alpha 1 (gene col13a1). NCBI's taxonomy places the organism in Eukaryota, Metazoa, Chordata, Actinopteri, Gonorynchiformes, Chanidae. The record is from RefSeq and is a predicted model, not a curated record. The coding region runs from base 344 to 2347 and encodes 667 amino acids. The transcript has 39 exons.